CCUCGCUACGGCACAAAGCCAGCAUGGUGCUUCUGCUGCUGCUGGGAGAGAAGCACGCCGAGCAGCCACACUGCAACUUUUAUUAUUAUUAUUAGUAGCAGCAGCAGCAGCAGCAGCAGCAGCUGGUGGUCCGUCUCCCUGGCCCCGCCUCACACACCCUCCUGCUGUGCGGCCACUGCCGGGCUCUGUUCCCAGGUGCACAGCGCUGUGCCACCCCGGGAGCCUGAGCUGUUCCCCAGAAAAGGCCUCUCCGGGUGUCGCGGGAUAUGUAUGCACUGCACAGGACAUUACACCCGAACACGCCGGCGCCAUGACUGAAGAGCUGUUUUGUAAAGUUGUCUCCAUUAUCAUCAAAUGCCGGGACUGUGAGGACAGACGCUCCAGUGUCAGGCUGACAGUUGAAACGCAUCCAUCAUCAAACCCAGUACAUAAAAAGGACCUAAUUGUUCGACUAUCAGAUGACACAGAUCCUUUUUUUCUGUACAAUCUCACGCUAGGGGAAGAAGAUUUUCAAAGCUUAAAAAACCAGCAAGGAUUACUAGUAGAAUUUUCUGCAUUUCCCCAGAGAUUCAUAGACCUUUUGGAGCAAUGCAUAUCUGAGCAAGACAAGUCUGUACCUAGGUUUUUAUUGCAGCUCCAGACAUCCUCAAAUGGACUGGAUUGUGUGUCUACAAACUUAAAUAUAAUUGAGACAAAUCCAUUCAAGCACCUUAUCCACCUUUCUUUAAAACUUUUAGAAGGCAAUGAUAGUGAUGUGAAAAAAUACCUUGCCAACUGCAUUAAGAACUUAAAGUUAGAAAAUUGUGUCUUAAAAGGAAAAUUACAGAAAUCUGAAGAAGAUUUUUCUCAAAAACUUUGCGUAACACAGCAGGCUUUGGCAGAGAAAUGUAAAGAACUGGAUAAGUUGAGGAAUGAAUGGACAUCACAGACGUCUUUAUUAACGAACAGGCAUACACAAGAAAUUACAGCUGAAAGGGAGAAAGUCUUACAGAUUCAAACACAAUACCACCUUCAGGCAGAACAGCAAAAGAAGGAGCUGGAAUCUUCAAGCAGCAGAACAAUACAGCACAUGGAAUGCAGAGUGUCUGAGCUGGAAGGAGUUAAUAAAGAUCUGAUGGAGAGAAAAUAUAAGUCUGAAUCACACCUGCGAGAACUUAAAGGCAAACUUUCUGCAUUGGAAGAGGAAAAUCAUAGAACAAAACAGGAGGUAACGUCACUUAGGAGGGAGAACACUACUCUGGAUUCUGAGUGCCAUGAGAAAGAGAAACUCCUAAACCAGUAUAAGAUGCGAACGGCUGUUCUAGAACAGGAAGUCAAGGAUAAGGAUCAAGUCUUAUUACGAAGUACAGAUGCUUGUGAAAGGGCUGAACAACACAAGAAAAAUCUUGAGGAGUCACUGGAACAAAAACGGCUACAAACUAGCAAGCUUGAGACCACUGUGAAAUCCCUUUCUGAGGAACUUAUAAAAGCUAAUGAAAUAAUCAAAAAAUUACAAACUGAUAUGAAGAGAUUAGUGGAUAAAAUUAAACUGAAAAAUGCUGUGACCAUGCAGCAAGAGAAAGUUUUGGGAGAGAAGAAUCAGAUGCUACAAAAAGAGCAAUUGGAGCUAACUAAUGUAAAACAUACCCUGAAGUUGAAAGAAGACGAGGUGUUGAAAUUACAAGAACAACUAGACAACACAACUGAGAAAUUAGAAGAAAGCAAGCAGUUGUUGAAAACUAAUGAGAAUGUAAUAUCCUGGCUUAAUAAACAGUUGAAUGAAAACAAAAUUGCAAAUUUGCAAGGGCCUCAAGUGUUGUAUGAGAUGCCUGGUUCUGUUAAAACCAUAAGUCCUAUCUCAAAUCUGGGAACAAUCCAAAAUAGCCAGCCUCCAUUUUCCACUGGCAGUGACUUUGCUUCCAUGGUAUCUCAUCCACCUGGCACUUCUGUAGCUCCUAAAUACUAUCCUAACCGUUUUACCCCUGCUUUGCGAAGGAUUGCGCCAUCUACAGGCUCCUUUACAUCAAGGCUUGGCCCUCAGGUGCGAUUCAAUAUACAUUCUGCUGAUUGUGAUCCCACUUCUGAGCCUAGGCCUGUGCCUACAACAUCCACUCCUAUAUUGCCAUCUACCUCAUGUGACCCAGCUGGAUUAGAUUUGAAGUAUCUUAAAAGAAAUGGAAGUGUUCCUACCAAAGUACUAAAAAAUGGCAAUGCUCCAAACACAGCUCCAGCAAGACCAGCGUUAACAAAAUCUGGGAGUUCUCCAAUACUGUCUGCCUAUUUCCCAGGGCAACAACCCAGACUUCCUGCCUCUUAAAAUGUUUUGAACAAUUGUGUUUGCAACUAAGUAGACAUUGGUUUGCAUUUGAACUGUUAUCAAUCAGAACUGCCAGGGACAAGCUUAUUGUGUAUUAAGCUUAUACACAAAUUUGAUGGUACUGAUACAUGUUUAAAUUUGAAGUGUUUCAUCAAAUCCCCAACACACAAAAAAUACCAAAAAAUUUAGAACUGAUUAAAUAUAUUUAGCUACUUUUGUGAAGAGGAAUAUUUACAGAUGUACAGUACAAUUAUUAUCACCAUGUUAAUCACCAUUAUCAUAUACACAUUCUAUCAUGUCUGUUUGUUCUAGAUGUCAUGCCUAAACGCACAAAAUCCAUUUUCCCUGUUCUUUUGCAGUCCAACAUAAAAUUGUGCUAUGCAACAUAUCUAUUCCACAAGAAUUUUUUUUUGAAAUUUACUGUGUUUAAUAUAUGUAAAAUACAUGAAUUACUCACAUUCUGUUUUUUGUUUAUAUGUGUCUGUGUGUAUAUGUAUGUAUAUAUAUAUAUGUAUGUAUAUAUAUAUAUAUAUAUAUAUAUAUAUAUAUAUAUAUAUAUAUAUACAAAAAAAAUGUCCACACUCGCGUAUCCAUUUCAGCUAGUGCUGGGGUGUCACCACAAAAAAGGAAUUUAAUCCUUCCUAAUGUGAAAAGGAAAAAACAGUUUUCAUCAUGCAGCUUUUAUUUAAUCCAUAGCAAAGGGGUAAUAAACAGCAUCAACUUUUCGGUUCUACACCUGGACCAUUGUCAAAGAUGUAGGACCAAAACGUUGAUGGUGCAUGUUACCCCUUUGCAAUGGAUUUUUUUAAUAUAUACAUAUAUAUAUAUAUAUAUAUAUAUAUAUAU
Molecule: messenger RNA, 3142 nt
Organism: Pseudophryne corroboree (corroboree frog)
Lineage: Eukaryota; Metazoa; Chordata; Amphibia; Anura; Myobatrachidae
Product: spindle assembly abnormal protein 6 homolog
Exons: 17
Coding region: 311-2296 (661 amino acids)
Biological process (GO): centriole replication
Cellular component (GO): centrosome; centriole
Source: RefSeq, a predicted model, not a curated record